AUUAGGAGGAGCAGCUCCUAGCAAAACCCUCAUCCACCCUUAAACGCCACUAAUCAUUAGGGUUUUCAUUCAUCUAAGUUGCAGUCUCUGAUUCUGAGUCUGAGUCCUUCGCUUUUUCUUCUCUCUUGUGUAUCCAUAGAAGAAUGGCUACUACUUUUCUUUCCUUUUGUCCUCACACUCUCUGUUACCCUCACCUAACAAGGCGUCCCCUUUCUUGCUCUUUUUCCUCUUCUGCUCUCUCAGAUACUGAUGGAUCUAAAGUACCGCGCAAAAGAUCAAGAAAAAUAGAAGGUCCUAGAAAAAGCAUGGAAGACUCUGUUCAACGCAAAAUGGAGCAAUUUUAUGAAGGAUCGGAUGGGCCACCCCUCCGAGUUCUUCCUAUUGGUGGGUUGGGAGAAAUUGGGAUGAAUUGCAUGCUUGUUGGGAACCAUGAUCGCUAUAUCCUCAUUGAUGCCGGUGUCAUGUUUCCAGGCUAUGAUGAGCUUGGGGUCCAAAAGAUCAUUCCUGAUACAACAUUUAUAAGAAAAUGGAGCCACAAAAUUGAAGCAGUUGUUAUAACACAUGGUCAUGAAGAUCAUAUCGGUGCGUUGCCUUGGGUCAUCCCGUCAUUGGAUUCUCAUACGCCAAUUUUUGCAUCAUCCUUUACAAUGGAGCUUAUAAGGAAACGUUUGAAGGAGCAUGGUAUUUUUGUUCCAUCCCGACUCAAAAUAUUCAGAACAAGGAAGAAGUUUAUGGCUGGGCCAUUUGAGAUAGAACCUAUUACAGUGACCCAUUCUAUUCCUGAUUGCUGUGGAUUAGUUCUUCGCUGUUCUGAUGGCACUAUUCUUCACACUGGGGAUUGGAAGAUUGAUGAAACACCAUUAGAUGGUAAAGUUUUUGAUCGUGAAGCUCUAGAAGAACUCUCUAAAGAAGGAGUCACAUUGAUGAUGAGUGAUUCAACCAAUGUACUCUCACCUGGAAGGACAAUAAGUGAAUCUGUUGUGGCAGAUGCAUUGUUGAGGCGUAUUUCAGCUGCUAAAGGAAGGGUUAUAACAACCCAGUUUGCAUCAAAUAUACAUCGUCUUGGAAGUGUUAAAGCUGCUGCUGAUUUAACUGGUAGAAAGUUGGUAUUUGUCGGCAUGUCUUUAAGGACAUAUUUAGAUGCAGCUUGGAAGGAUGGAAAGGCUCCAAUUGAUCCAUCCACUCUGGUGAAAGCAGAGGAUAUUGAUGCUUAUGCACCAAAGGAUUUGCUAAUUGUAACAACAGGUUCUCAAGCAGAACCACGUGCUGCCCUGAAUAUUGCAUCUUAUGGAAGUAAUCAUUCUUUCAAACUGACAAAGGAAGAUGUUGUUUUGUAUUCAGCUAAGGUUAUCCCUGGUAAUGAGUCUCGUGUUAUGGAAAUGCUAAACCGCAUAUCAGAGAUUGGAUCAACAAUAGUUAUGGGGAAGAAUGAAUGUCUGCACACAUCUGGCCAUGGGUAUCGUGGAGAAUUGGAGGAAGUACUUAGAAUUGUGAAGCCCCAACAUUUUCUUCCCAUACAUGGAGAACUCUUGUUCUUGAAGGAGCAUGAAAUACUUGGAAAAUCAACUGGCAUUCGGCACACUGCUGUUAUUAAGAAUGGGGAGAUGCUUGGUGUUUCACAUUUGAGAAAUAGAAGAGUCCUUUCUAAUGGUUUCAUUUCACUUGGGAAAGAGAACUUGCAGUUGAAGUAUAGUGAUGGUGACAGAGCAUUUGGAACAUCAAGUGAACUCUUCAUUGAUGAAAGAUUGAGAAUUGCAUUAGAUGGCAUCAUUGUGGUUAGCAUGGAAAUAUUUCGCCCUCAAAAUUUAGACAGUCUGGUUGAAAACACCUUAAAAGGCAAGAUAAGAAUUACCACAAGAUGCCUAUGGCUUGACAAAGGGAAGCUGUUAGAUGCACUCCAUAAAGCUGCUCAUGCUGCUCUUUCUAGCUGCCCUAUAAAAUGUCCACUAGCUCACAUUGAAAGAAUUGUGUCUGAGGUGUUAAGGAAAAUGGUGAGGAAGUACAGUGGCAAACGGCCUGAAGUUAUUGCCAUUGCCACAGAAAAUCCUGCAGCUGUUCUCACUGAUGAGAUAAACACAAGGUUAUCUGGCAAAUCCCAUCUGGAUGGGAUAUCAACAUUGAGAAAAGUGGUGGAUGGACACAGGCAAUUGCAAAUAAGAGAUGAUGGUAUUGAUGUUGAAGAUCUACUACCUAAGGAAGACACUGCUACCUCCAGCAGAGCCGAGGGUGAUUUGUCUGAUACAGAGGAUUCAGAUGAAUUUUGGAAAUCAUUUGCUGAAUCCUCACCAAUUGAGAAGUCAAUCAAGGCUAACAAUGGUUAUGUUCCAAGAAAGGAGAAGUCCCAGCUGAAAGACGAUGGUUCUGAAGUUGCUGAAGAAUGCAAUUCUGAAAAGACAUCAAAUUCUGAAGAGAAAUCUUCAAAAUCAGUGAAGAGAAAAAAAUGGAAACAUGAGGAAGUUAAGAGGCUGAUUGGUAUGCGCGGGGAACUGAAUGACAAAUUUCAAGUUGCGAAGGGAAGGAUGGCCCUCUGGGAAGAAAUAUCUCAAAACUUGUUGGCUAAUGGGAUCAGCAGAAGUCCUGGGCAGUGUAAAUCUCUGUGGACAUCUUUGGUACAGAAAUAUGAGCAGGAAGUCAAGAAUGACAAGAAUAGCAACAAAAGAUGGCUAUAUCUUGAGGACAUGGAAAAGAUUCUGUCUGAUAAUGAGGCACCAGCAAAAAAAUGAUUGUCAAUGUGGGGCAGGACAAGAAAUUUUUUUAAGAGCUUUCUGCAUUAAGAUUGGUUCUAUAAAUCUGAGCAUUAUCGCUGGGAAGAUAAUCCACUUCAUGGACUCGUGACAUUGAAGAUCCAUAGUUUCGUGAGGAGAUAGACUGCAUUAAAGGGAUUGGCUCUUUUACAUUAAAAGAAGUUAACGAGAGUAGCGGGUUUAGGGUAUGAUUUAUCCACCACCUCAAAUGGCAGCACUUUGAGGGUCAUUUUGAUGGCAUUAAUUAACAUGGAAAAACAAUUUUGAUGUUAAUGAAGGACUAAUAUAAUGUCAAUG
Messenger RNA from Gastrolobium bilobum, 3041 nucleotides. RefSeq names its product ribonuclease J-like. The transcript is spliced from 17 exons. The record is from RefSeq and is a predicted model, not a curated record. NCBI's taxonomy places the organism in Eukaryota, Viridiplantae, Streptophyta, Magnoliopsida, Fabales, Fabaceae. The coding region runs from base 144 to 2723 and encodes 859 amino acids.